Molecule: messenger RNA, 1634 nt
Organism: Pseudoliparis swirei
Lineage: Eukaryota; Metazoa; Chordata; Actinopteri; Perciformes; Liparidae
Product: gastrula zinc finger protein XlCGF8.2DB-like
Exons: 2
Coding region: 373-1230 (285 amino acids)
Biological process (GO): central nervous system development; regulation of transcription by RNA polymerase II
Cellular component (GO): nucleus
Molecular function (GO): DNA-binding transcription factor activity, RNA polymerase II-specific; RNA polymerase II cis-regulatory region sequence-specific DNA binding
Source: RefSeq, a predicted model, not a curated record
GGGCUGUUGGACACAUUGACAGCAGCUUAUGAGGACACCGUGUCUCCGCUCAGAGAACACGAGCGACACGCAUCAGAUGUCCAGCAGCUGUUGGUGGUUAAAAAAGAGGUUCCUUUUGAGCAGCAGGUCUGGAGCUCCAGUCUGGACCAGGUGCAUCCAGAGCCCCCACUAGUUAAAGAGGAACAGGAGGACCAGGAGAACCCAGAGCCCCCCUACAUUAAAGAGGAACAUGAGGAACUCUGGACCAGUCAGGAGGGAGACCAGCUUCAAGGGCUGGAGGAGGCUGGUCUCAAGUUCUCAUUCACUCCUGUGAAGAGUGAAGCUGAAGAGGAAGCUCAGUCCUCUCAGCUUCAUCAAAGACAAACUGAACCGAUGGAAAUAGAAGCUGAUGGAGAUGAUUGUGGAGGACCAGAACCAGCCAGGAACCCAGAUGCAGAUAGACCUCCAGAUCCUGAUGAAAAGACUGGAGACUUUUCUGAACCAGAUACUGAUGAGGAGACUGGAGACUCUUCAGAACCAGAUACUGAUGACUCUGUUGAUUGGAAGAAGACCAGAGAACCUCAAGCAGGUUUAAACUCUCUGAAUAAUGAUGAGGUUUCUGUUAGUGAUUCAAAAUGUAGUUCUAGUCAGAAACCAUUAAGCUGCUCUAAAUGUGGGAAAAGAUUUCACCUCAAAGGAGAUUUUAAGAAACACAUGUUCACUCACACAGGAGAGAAACCUUUCAGCUGCUCAGUGUGUAAAACAUCUUUUACACAGAGAGGAAGUUUAAAGAGACACAUGUUCACUCACACAGGAGAGAAACCUUUCAGCUGCUCAGUCUGUAAAACAUCUUUUACACAGAGAGGAAGUUUAAAGAGACACAUGUUAACUCACACAGGAGAGAAACCUUUCAGCUGCUCAGUGUGUAAAACAUCUUUUCGACACAGUGGAACUUUAAUGAGUCACAUGUUAACUCACACAGGAGAGAAACCUUUCAGCUGCUCACUCUGUAAAACAUCUUUUGCACAGAGCAGUCAGUUAAAGAGUCACAUGUUCACUCACACAGGAGAGAAACCUUUCAGCUGCUCUCUCUGUAAAACAUCUGUUGCACAGAGCAGUCAGUUAAAGAGUCACAUGUUCACUCACACAGGAGAGAAACCUUUCAGCUGCUCACUCUGUAAAACAUCUUUUGCACGGAAUGAAACUUUAAAGAGACACAUGUUAACUCACACAAGAGAGAACUCAUUUUAGUUGUUCUGGUUUUGGUAAAGUUGACAUUUAUUCGACUCCCUCGCUUGUCAACAAGACCUUGAGAAACUGGACCUCCCUCGUUUGGGGCAGUGACUCACUUCCAACUGGGAGGACUCUAUCCACUAACCACUACGAAGCCAUCUCCACUAAGUGAAUAUCAUCUGGGUAGAGUAGUCACCAUGUUUGUUUUGUUUAAAUUUACCUGCCCUGUUCUUUGUCAUCGGGUAUUUUAUGAACCCCCAAGUGUUCCUGUUGUGCUUGUAGCUGCUGUCAUAGCGAUCCAGUCUGCUGAGCUUUGUUGAGUUGAGAUCCUCCACCAAGAAUAUGUCAGCAGACUGUAUUUCAUCAGUUAUCGGUCCAGUGACGUGGCUUUUGUGUGAUACAAUUACAGUUACUGUACUUUA